Dichomitus squalens LYAD-421 SS1 is the source of this 2367-nucleotide messenger RNA. RefSeq lists its product as uncharacterized. The record is from RefSeq and is a predicted model, not a curated record. Bases 1 to 2367 code for a protein of 788 amino acids. The transcript has 3 exons. Lineage: Eukaryota; Fungi; Basidiomycota; Agaricomycetes; Polyporales; Polyporaceae.
AUGCUCAAUCGCCAGCUCUCAUUGCUGGCCCUCUCUCUCGGAGCAGCAUCAACAGCAGUUGCCCAGACACACAAAGCGGGCUCGUUUGAGGAUGGUGGCCACACUCAGGUCAGCGCCAUGAUGAUGUUCUUGGGCAACCUCAACAAGGUCUACAUCCUGGACAAGUCCGAGGCCAAUGCCGCCAAGUUUGGCAACUAUCCCGCCAUGGGUGCCGUCUACGACAUUGCAUCGCGCCAAGCGACGACAAUGUCCGUCACCACCAACGUCUUCUGCGCAUCCGGCAUGCAUCUGCCAAACGGUUCAUUUGCCACCUUCGGUGGUAAUGGUGCCGUCGGCCCCGGCGGUAACAUCGGUGACGUCACGCCUCCCGGUAACCCCUACACCGCAACUUUCGACACGACCUUCGGUGACUUUGACGGCACCAAGUCGAUCCGUAUCCUCGACCCGUGUGACGACGGCGACGAUUUCUCAUCACCCAACUGCCAAUGGUUCGACAACGCGUCCCUCCUCUCCAUGCAGGUUCAGCGUUGGUACUCCGCCGCGGAGCCUAUGGGCAACGGUACGAUCGUCCUCAUCGGCGGUUUCUCGAACGGUGGCUACAUCAACCGGAACUACCCCAACGUGGACCCUGCUUUCGAGGGUGGUGCCGCGACACCGACGUAUGAGUUCUUCCCCUCGAACGGCCAGACACCUCAGACCAUGAACUUCAUGAUCAAGACCUCUGGUCUGAACGCGUACGCGCACACGUUCCUCAUGCCGUCAGGCAAGAUGCUCGUCCAGGCGAACUACUCGACGAUGCUCUGGGAUCCCGAGACGAACACGGAGACUGACCUUCCUGACAUGCCCGAUCAGAUCGUUCGUGUCUACCCUGCUUCCGGCGGUGUUGCCAUGCUUCCCUUGACCCCCGAAAACAACUACACGCCGACCGUCAUCUUCUGCGGUGGUUCGAACAUGACCGACUUCCAGUGGGGUAACUACUCCUGGCCCUUUGAGGACACCUGGAACGUUCCCGCGUCGAACAAGUGCCAUACGAUCACCCCCGAGCCGACUGACGGCUCUGUAGUUGAAUACGUUGAGGAUGAUGACAUGAUCGUCGGUCGUACCAUGGGUCAAUUCAUUGCCCUCCCCGACCAGACUCUCCUGAUCGUCAACGGUGGCGCGAACGGUACUGCGGGUUACUCUACUCGUACACUCAACACCCUCAAUCCGCCGUACGGCAUGUCUCUUGCUGCUGCGCCCGUUGGUCAACCUGCUAUCUACAACCCUCGCGCGCCGAAAGGUUCGCGUUGGUCUAACGCUGGCUUUGACACGUCGAGCAUCGCGCGCCUCUACCACUCGUCUGCCAUCUUGCUCCCUGAUGCGUCCGUACUCAUCGCUGGUUCCAACCCCAACGUCGAUGUCAACACCACCACCGUCUUCCCUACCACCUACCAGGCCGAGGUCUUCUACCCAUCGUACUUCGCUGCUACGAACCGCCCCACGUUCACUGGCGCUCCCAAGACCUUGUCGUACGGUGGUAACUCGUUCGACCUGACUGUGCCUUCUUCCGCGUACUCGGGCUCCGCCAACAACGCUGCGGAUAACACCACCGUUGUCCUCGUCCGUGGUGGCUGGACUACCCACGCGAUGAACAUGGGUCAGCGUAUCAUGCAGCUCAACAACACGUACACGGUCAACAGCGACGGCUCGAUCACCCUCCACGUCGCUCAGCUCCCUCCCAACCCCAACCUAUUCCAGCCCGGCCCGGCUAUGCUCUUUGUCACUGUGGCCGGCAUCCCCUCCAACGCCUCGUGGGUCACCAUCGGCACCGGCAACAUCGAGACUCAGCCAACGCAAGCCGCCUCCGUCCUUCCCGCCUCAAGCCGUCUCGACGGUGUGUCCGGCAGCGGUGCAGGUAACAACAACGGCAACAGUAGCUCGUCCGGCAACAAGGCCAACAGCGCGUCGUCGUCACACACCGGCGCUCUGGUGGGUGGGAUCAUCGCGGCGAUUGCGGCCGUUGGCAUUCUCGGUGCGGUUUUCGGAAUUUGUAUGGCGCGGCGCCGGCGCGCAGCCGCGCGUCAGGCGUCGUCGCUCUCGUACCCUAUGAGCUCGGCGCCUGGCGGGGCGGCUGGGUCUCGGACGGCGGGCGGGCUUGGGGCAGGAUACAGAGGUUCUGACUCGAGCGCUUUCGUGCCGUUGCAGGGUAACGAGAGCACGACGUGGGGCCCGGGGCCCAACAUGCACGCCGCGGGGGCGAGCGCGGUGAACCUGCACACGCCAAGUUCGCCGUACUUUGACGACCCGCGGAGCAACAGUACGGAGUUCGACCCGUACCACCAGAACGUGCCGAGGAUGAGCGCGGACCAGAGGAGAGGGCCUUAUUGA